CCCGCUUUCAUCUAUUUCUCCCUCUCUCUUUCGCCAAUUUGCUGCCAUCGAUCAAGACAUUAUCGAGCCUCGAGUAUUCAAGAAAUGCAUAGAGAAGCCCAUUAGCAAUGGAGGUCGAGUAUUCAAGAAAUCGCUGUUCUCCUCGAAUCACCUUCAUCCCCUCAAGCGUUUAUGCUGACAUGGAGUUUGAAGAAGAUUGAUUGUCUUGUAUGCAGUUACUGUUUUCGGUUUAUUGGGUCAAUAAAACUUCAAAUUGGGAGGAAGCAAUGACAGUUAUAACAGUCUCAUAUCCUCAACAAGGUUUCCUUCAUUCUGAUAAAAGUGCAAUUACACCUCCAAAAUAUGCCCAAAGAUUACAUUUUUCAUCUAGGUCUCAGAGAAGUCUUUCUGAUGCCACCAGUAAACGAAGAAGAAUUCUAAAAGUUGUUGUGGUCACAGCAAAGUCAGGUAUGGUGAUUGAGAAACAAGAGGAAUUCAAGCCUUCAUUUGAAGAGUAUUUGAAAGCCAUGGAAACUGUUAAAAGUCGUAGGGAGAAGCGCAAAGUCUCCACAGAAACACCACCACCACCACCACCAUCAUCAUCAUCAUCAUCAUCAUCAUCAUCAUCACCUUUGCCUAAAACUGAUGAAGGAGCCCUUGAGUUGAGUGAUUCCCAAGAUCAAAUUAGCAUACAAAAGGUGGAAAAUUUGAAGCAAGUUGAAGUUAAGAAGACAUGGUAUAGAAAGAAAAUCGAUCCUAAAGAAACUCAAGUGGCUGAAAAGGUCAGAGAUAUUAACAGAAUCCCAGAAAAUAAUGAAAAGUACGAAAAUUUUCAAGGACAAAGGUUUAUCAUGAAAAGGGAUUCUGAUAUAAACUCUGUUUCAAGUGAAAGUUAUAUGAAACAUGCUGCUGUAAAUAAAGAAAAAACUGUUUUGUUGAAUUUGAAGCAAGAUGAUGUUAUGAAGAAAUGGACUCGAAAGAAGUUAGAUUCUAAAGAAGGCGAAAUAGAUACUAAUACCUUUCAGAAAAAUGAAGUAAAACAUGAUAAAUUUCAAGAACAGAGCUUUGACAUGAAGAAGGGUUCUGAAACCACAAGUAAAAGUUAUGUGAAGAAGACGAUUGUGAAAAGUAACAGAGUGAUUAAACAUGAUAAUUAUGAUAAUAUGGAUGUAGAAAGAAGUGCUUUUAAACCCCUUGAAGAAUUUCAAGAUGUUUAUGAUCAGCCCAGGGUUUCAAGAGUCGAUAUGGAGGAGAGAAUCCAAAGAUUAGCAAAAUGUUUGAAUGGUGCAUCUGUUGAUUCUCCUGAAUGGAAUUUCUCUAAGAUGAUGAGAAGUGCAAAAAUCAGAUUUGCAGAUUUUUCAAUGAUAAGACUUAUUCAGAUUUUAGGAAAUUAUGGAAACUGGAAGCAGGUGCUUCAAGUCAUUGAAUGGAUGCAAGCAAGAGAACGCUUCAAGUCUAACAGGAUAAGAAACAUUUACACUGCUGCACUUGAUGCACUUGGGAAGGCAAGAAGACCUGUGGAAUCACUGAAUGUAUUUCACACAAUGCAGCAAGAAAUGGCCUCAUAUCCAGACCUUGUAGCUUAUCGUUGCAUAGCUGUCACCCUUGGACAAGCAGGUCAUAUGAGGGAACUUUUUCAUGUGAUUGAUUCCAUGAAAUCUCCUCCCAAAACGAACCUGUCUACUGGUGUUCUUCAAAAAUGGGACCCACGUCUAGAACCAGAUAUAAUAGUCUAUAAUGCUGUGCUAAAUGCAUGUGUGCGUCAAAAAAAUCUACAAGGGGCAUUUUGGGUAUUGCAGCAGCUAAAGGAACAGGGACAACAACCUAAUACCAUAACAUAUGGACUCGUAAUGGAGGUAAUGCUUGCAUGUGAAAAGUAUAAUCUCGUUCACGAGUUUUUCAAAAAAAUGCAGAAAUCAUUUAUUCCAAAUUCCUUAACUUAUAAAGUUGUUGUGAAUACACUCUGGAAAGAAGGGAGAAUUGAUGAGGCAAUUGCAGCUGUUGAAGAUAUGGAAAAACGUGGAAUAGUUGGUUCAGCAGCAGUUUAUUAUGAUCUUGCUAGAUGCUUAUGUAGUGCAGGAAGAUCCGAUGAGGCUGUUGUUCAAAUUGAGAAGGUGUGUAAGGUGGCGAAUAAGCCUUUAGUGGUGACUUAUACUGGUUUGAUACAAGCUUGUUUGGAUUCAGGGAAAAUCGAAAGUGGAGUCAAGAUAUUCAACCAUAUGUGCAACUUUUGCUCCCCGAAUUUAGUUACUUAUAAUAUUAUGCUCAAAGGGUACCUCGAUCACAAUAGGUUUGAAGAAGCACAAAAGUUGUUUUAUAAAUUAUUGGAGAAUGGGAAACGUGUUACAAGUAAUGAUGAUUAUAGACACGUGGUGUUACCAGAUAUUCAUACAUUUAACUUGAUGUUAGACACGUGUUUUUUUAAUAAAAAAUGGGAUGAUGUUGAGUUUAUCUACACAAAGAUGCUACAACAUGGAUUCCACUUUAAUCCCAAACGUCAUUCCCGUAUCAUAUUAGAAGCCAGAAACGCUGGAAAGGUGAAUUUGUUGGAAACAACUUGGAAACAUUUAAUUGAGGGUGAUCAAAUCCCACCACCACUUCUUGUUGAAGAGAUGUUUUGUGUGAAUAUAGAGAGAGAUGAUUAUGCAGCUGCUUUCUCUUGUUUAAUCUCUCUUCCUUCAAGUGAAUCGCAUAAAUAUUCCCGAAAGUCAUGGUUGAAUCUUUUUAGAGACAAUCCUAACCUUUUUAGGGAGGAAAUACUUCAUAAGGUAAAAACUUUGUUGUCUAGAAAUGAAGAACUGAAUACAAUUCUUUUGAAUUUAAUGAAAUGUUGUAAAGAAAUUCUAGGGUCCUAUGAUUGA
Molecule: messenger RNA, 2840 nt
Organism: Lactuca virosa
Lineage: Eukaryota; Viridiplantae; Streptophyta; Magnoliopsida; Asterales; Asteraceae
Source: the annotation of a GenBank genome assembly